GCACAUCACAACGCGACUUCACUGUUUGCAGCAUAGUAGAAAUGAACGGCCAAGCCGAAAUGGACGUGGAUUACAAGCGGAAAUACAAAAACCUCAAACGCAAGUUGAAAUUCCUGGUUUAUGAGCAGGAAUGUUUUCAGGAGGAGCUGAGGAGGGCACAGAGGAAGCUGCUCAAAGUGUCCCGAGAUAAGAGUUUCCUACUGGACAGAUUGUUGCAAUAUGAAAGGGUCGAUGAAGACUCAUCUGAUUCUGACGCCACAGCCUCUUCCGAGAACAGUGAGGGGGAAGGGCAGAGGGAGAGGGACAGUGGGAAGAAGAGGAGAAGCAGCCCCAGUGUUCCAGCACCGCCGCAGUCUUCUUCCCCCCAUCUUUCCCUUCUCUCUCACUCUGGAGUGACUCCACUUCAGUCUACAACCUCAGCACCGUACCUCAACACCUUACCCUUCCCCCCAGAGUAUUUGGCCCCCCAAGCUGAACGAGGGAAGAAAGAGAGAAAGACAAAGACGACCAAACACAAGAGAGACUCUGCGGGGAAGGUUGUGGCUCCCUCGGCCUCGAACUACCCCCCUGCACCGGUGCCCCCCGCUGCCUCGAGCACGCCCUUCAGUUGGGUGCCCCGACAGAUGCUGAGCGGAGACAUAGCAGAAGAAGAGGGCGAGAGCGAGGGGGACAGCGACAGAGGGGAGGAGGAGAGGGGCGAGGGCGAAGAGGCGGAGCUGGUCAUCGACAUUCCUAACGAGUAAAGGACACAACACAGGAAGAAUUUCACCAGUUCAAUAAAUAUAAUUUAAUUUUUUAUUUGAACUAAAUGU
Messenger RNA from Megalops cyprinoides (Indo-Pacific tarpon), 812 nucleotides. It is a transcript of the gene ino80e, whose product is annotated as INO80 complex subunit E. Gene Ontology annotation, cellular component: nucleus; Ino80 complex. The transcript has 9 exons. The record is from RefSeq and is a predicted model, not a curated record. NCBI's taxonomy places the organism in Eukaryota, Metazoa, Chordata, Actinopteri, Elopiformes, Megalopidae. Gene Ontology annotation, biological process: chromatin remodeling. The coding region runs from base 42 to 743 and encodes 233 amino acids.